AUUCCAACAACCACUUCUCCUUCUGGCCAUCAACACAAUCACUUUAGCGAAGAUGACAUUACCAUUCACACCAACACGACCUCUACCGAUCAGUGAUGAUAGUACAUCAGUUCAAAUCUCAUUCCCUCUUAUCAAAUCAGAUGAUGGAUCUGUUGAACAUUGUGGACCGGUGGCCGUUUUGACAUUGUGUUCGCCGCAAAAGUUGAAUGCUGUCACUAUGGAAGACAUGCAAAGCCUGUGGACAUAUAUGGAAUGGAUUGAUGAACAACCUCAAAUAUCUAUUACCGUUUUGACAGGUAAAGGAAGAUUCUUUUCUGCUGGUGCUGAUGUUGCUGAUCCAGCAAGGGCAAAAGGAAUACCGGAAGAAAUAAAGACGUUACCCAAAGACCAUAUCAAACACAUCAUUGGUACGCGAACAUGGACGCAAGGAAGAGUAUAUUCAAGUAACGGAAUGGCGAUGAGAAUGAUGUAUAAUCAUUCAAAAUUACUCGUUGCAGCGAUGAAUGGUCCGGUGGUAGGAAUAAUGGCAGCCGUUGUGGCUUUAUGUGAUUUGAUUUAUACAUAUGAUAACUUUUACCUUUUGACACCUUUUAGUCAAAUUGCAUUAGUUGCAGAAGCUGGUUCGAGUGUCAGUUUCCCCAAAAAGAUGGGUUUGGGAAAAGCACAACAAGCUUUAAUCGAAGGAAAAAAGAUGUCUGCAAAAGAAUUGGAAGAAGCAGGUUUCAUCAGCCGAAUUUUCCCCUCCCGUCCAACGCCUUCUGAUGCGGAUAAGAAAACAUACACAGCACCGAUCUUACAAGACGUUUUACAUCAUAUAGGCGAUCGAUUAUUACCUCCAAACGUGGACAUGUAUGCAGUUUUGAACACGAAGAGAAUCAUACGUGAAACGGCCUAUAUGAACAAAAAUAUUUAUGAAGCCGGAAUGGAGGAAUUACUUGGAGCAGAAGCUGUUUUUCGAGCAGGAAGACCACAAGAAAAGUUUGAAAGAUUGGCCAAAGGUGGACGUCAUAAGUUGUAAGAAGGGUGUGCAGUGCAUCUCUUAUCUCCGCAUGCUUUUGUGGAUCCAUCCGUGUCUCUUUCGGCCAAGAUCUUUUUUCUGAGUUGACGCUAAAUUGGCGUUCCUACUUUUGUUCUGACGUACAUUCUCUCACGUAAAAAAGAAAAAUGUCUUUUUUAAUUCACUGCAUGAUGAAAUGAAAAGGGCGGGCGUGUUACUGGAUUGCGUGCGAAGCGGUGCGGAUAAGUGGGGGACACGGCGCCUAGAAGCAUGCGGUUAUUCCGAUCUUCACUUUUGAGGCUUUAAACCUUAGUUUAUACCCG
This is a messenger RNA of Meira miltonrushii, 1320 nucleotides long. Its product is annotated as ClpP/crotonase. The transcript is spliced from 2 exons. Gene Ontology annotation, cellular component: peroxisomal matrix. The coding region runs from base 53 to 1018 and encodes 321 amino acids. Gene Ontology annotation, biological process: fatty acid beta-oxidation. NCBI's taxonomy places the organism in Eukaryota, Fungi, Basidiomycota, Exobasidiomycetes, Exobasidiales, Brachybasidiaceae. The record is from RefSeq and is a predicted model, not a curated record.